AAGCUCAGUUUGGUUUUCAGGAAAAUGAAAAUUUUGAAUUUUCUCUUCAUGGGUUUCUUUUAAUUGACAUUCUCAACUUUCAACUUUGUUGGGGUCACCUUUUUUUUUUUUUUUUUCUCAGUCAAAUUCCAAGUAAUGCAAUACAUGAUUUCUAAACCUGUUCUUUCUUCUCCUAUUAUGUGUUUUCUCUGCAAGCUAGAUUGAGGCUUGGAGAGAUCAAUUUCUGGCUCUUUGCUCUUUGUAUAAUUCUCCCUUUUGAUUCUCCUUGAAGUAUUGAUACACGUAAUACCUGAUGGAUUGUAUUUGACUAAGAUUAAAAGCCACCUGGUGUUAUGCAUUGUGGUGUAUUGUGGCCUCAGUGCUGAUGUGUGUGAAUGAGAAUCUUUGGAGUUUAGAUAGUCUUUGCUUGGUUGACUAUUCUGGAAACUACAGAAUUGCAUUUGAGAUCUAUUCUGCCUAAAGGAGGAACCUUGUCCUUUGACCAUACUGGAUGUCUUCUAUCUGAAUUAGAGAAAAUGGGGGGUUGUGUCUCGACUAGCAGUCUGAGUAAUUAUAGUAGCCGGAGCAAUGGGGAGGCAGUUCCACCUGCGUGUUUGGGGAUUGGAUUCUGGGGGCAAAAGAGAACAUUCUCUGACCAUGGUGUCGCAGUGCAGCAUUUACCCUCAAUACCCAACAGGAUUUUCACAAAUGGAAAGAGCAGAAGCGCUUGUGUAUUCACUCAACAAGGUCGCAAAGGAAUUAACCAGGAUGCCAUGAUUGUAUGGGAGGAUUUCAUGUCAGAAGAUUUGACUUUUUGCGGGGUCUUUGAUGGCCAUGGUCCACAUGGUCAUCUUGUUGCUCGCAAAGUGAGGGAUGCCCUUCCACUCAAGCUGCUUUCCUUCUUGCAUUCUUAUCAAUCAAGGGAAAAUGGGUCAGGUACAGCGUGUUUCAAAGGGAAUUUGAGGAAAUCAGAUGCCAGAGAUUAUGAGAAAGAUGGUUCAGCUGAGGAUAAAUUAAAUACUUUAUGGAGAGGAUCAUUCCUAAAAGCGUACAAGGCCAUGGAUAAAGAGUUGAGAUCCCAUCCCAAUUUGGACUGCUUUUGCAGUGGUAGCACUGCUGUAACUAUAGUGAAACAGGGAUCUAAUCUUUUCAUGGGAAAUAUUGGUGAUUCACGAGCAAUUAUGGGAUCUAAGGACAAGAAUGAUUCAAUGGUGGCAAUCCAGUUAACAGUUGAUCUUAAGCCUGAUUUGCCAAGGGAAGCUGAAAGGAUUAAAAGGUGCAAAGGUAGGGUCUUUGCGUUGCAAGAUGAGCCUGAAGUACCAAGAGUGUGGUUGCCAUUUGAUGAUGCCCCUGGGCUAGCAAUGGCUCGAGCUUUUGGGGACUUCUGUUUGAAGGAAUAUGGUGUGAUCUCUAUACCUGAGUUUUCCCACCGAAUCCUCACAGAAAGAGAUCAGUUUAUUGUUCUUGCCUCUGAUGGGGUUUGGGAUGUAUUGAGCAAUGAAGAGGUGGUUGAGAUUGUAUCCUCAGCUCCAACUAGAGCAUCAGCUGCUAGGAUUUUGGUGGAAUCAGCUGCUCGCGAGUGGAAACUCAAAUACCCAACUUCAAAGAUGGAUGAUUGUGCGGUGGUCUGCCUAUUUUUGGAUGGGAAAAUGGACUCAGAAUCCGAUAAUGAAGAACAGGGCUUUUCUUCUGCAACCCUCAACCAUUCUGGUAAUGGAGUUGAAUCAGAUGAUGGUCAGAAAUCAGAACCAUCACUGCAUAGAAACUUCACUGUUAGAUCAUCUGAAGAAAACGACACUUACGGAACAAUACAACAAGAGUUUGAAGCCAAUGGGAAUAAUAUUGCAGCUGAGGAUCAAAAUUGGUCUGGUUUGGAAGGUGUGACACGAGUGAACUCACUUGUUCAACUUCCAAGAUUUUCUGAGGACAGGUCAAACCCGUCGUAAAUAUUUUGCAUUAUCUAGAUACAUGGUGUUACAUCUGGCUUUUUACCCUCAUUAAUCAGGAAAACCAAAUCUUUCUGGAUUAGUGACUGGUCUGCAGGUUAGUCAUUGCCACAUCCAUUUGUUCUGUUGUAUUGCCCAAAAAAUUUUAGGAAAACAGCUUUUUCUCAACUUUCUCAAGGGAUUAAAAUUGAUGAGUAUAGUUCUGUUAAUAUCAUUAACUUCCUUACAGAUGCUCUUAUUAUUGCGAUUUCAGUCUUUCAAUCAAGAAACAAGAAGUACCUGGGGUCCAGCUUUUGAAAUGAUCUUUUGCAAAAGCUGAAGCUGGGCCAAAUGUGGCUUUGUAAAAAGUUUAUCAUUUUUUAGAAGUUAUCUUCGGCCUCUGAAAAGCUAGAAUUUGAAGAUCUAAACCUCUACACUUCUAGAGUAAGAGCAACCUUUUGGUCCUAAAUUUCUGAAUUUGAUCAUUUAUAUCAUUUUCUUAACCUUUUUUUUUAUGCUCAUUCAAUAUAAAAUCAUUAUUUAU
Messenger RNA from Rubroshorea leprosula, 2448 nucleotides. The record is from the annotation of a GenBank genome assembly. NCBI's taxonomy places the organism in Eukaryota, Viridiplantae, Streptophyta, Magnoliopsida, Malvales, Dipterocarpaceae.